Molecule: messenger RNA, 1965 nt
Organism: Anopheles darlingi
Lineage: Eukaryota; Metazoa; Arthropoda; Insecta; Diptera; Culicidae
Exons: 3
Coding region: 1-1965 (654 amino acids)
Source: RefSeq, a predicted model, not a curated record
AUGGCGGCUGAAUGGUUCGUACCGCUGUUGUUGCAGAUGCUGCUGCUGCUGUUGCUGCUAAGUGUUUCGGUGUUAUCAGAUCGUAUGCAGCAGGAGCAAGAACGGAAGCGCCCCCUUACCUUGACCGAGCAAAUCGAACUGAUCUUCGCCAGUAUCGAUGCGAUCGAUAUCGUCACGCCCGGUGUAGCGCACGACAGUGGCGUGCGCGGUGAAAAUGAGAGCUACGAGGAGCGCUUACUGCAACAGCAGCAGCGAACGGUGCGUCGUUACAGCUACGAGAUGCCGAUGGAGGAUGCCUGCACACCGGGGUUAAGCUGGCAGUGGGACCGAUUUCGAACGCAAUGGAACGAGAACGCGCGCACCGGCGCCGGGUACGUGAUAUAUGGCAACUUGAGUGCCUUGCUGACCGCUGGCUAUGCGUGUCUGUUCGAUCCCCUUGGUACCUAUCUGCUGCUAUUUGCCACUACUACCAGCGUAACGAGGCAGCAGUCGGUACAGAAGGAUGAAGUUGAGCCCGACACUAACCAGUGCCCUGCGCGAAGUGCUCAUAAGAGUCCUGCUCACGGUGUACUUAUCGAUUUGGCCAUCGGCAAACCCUUGCCGUGCGUACCAUGCCAUAAUUUCUAUGGGUUUUCCGUGCGAGUGGAGGUGUUUCGAUCGGUCUACAGCAACCCAGUAAUGCGAGAAGGAAUGACGACGGUGUACCGUGGAGCGGACAUUACCGCACGCGACGUACUGCAACAGUAUCUAAACAUUACCGUAAUCCACGUGCCGGCCGAUGCCGAUCUGUUCGGUGACCGAAUGCCUAAUGGCAGCUUCACAGGCGCCAUGGGCCGGCUGGUGCGGCGCGAGGUGGAUAUCGUGUUUACCGGUUUCUUCAUCAAGGACUACUUUACGCGUGACCUGGAGUUCACCGCCAGCGUCUACUCGGAUGCGGUAUGCUGUCUGGUGCGGAAGGCCCGUCGCAUACCGGAAUACCUGCUGCCACUGUACAUUUUCCCGGCCGACAUCUGGGCCAUGCUGGUAGGUCUGGGUGCCCUCUGUUCGCUGUGCUGGGCCACGCUGCGCGCCACCCUACAAUGUGUGCGGACGCGUGCUGGAGAGCGCCAUAAUGGCGCUAUCAUGGCGGCCACUACCAGAACCACUGGCGGAUGGCUGUCCCGUCGAUAUCGCUGGGCGGUGCUGUUCAACCAUUCGCGUACGAUACGGCAAGCAACCCCUGGUCGCCAAUUGCUGCAGAUAGUCAUCGAUACGUAUAUCCUGUUGCUGAGUGCUCCCUAUCAACGGUUCACUCGUGCCGGUCCUGAGCGACUCUUCCUCACCGGCCUGUUGCUCGUGAGCCUAAUUUUUGUCUCGCUCUACCAGUCCGGGCUAGCGGCUGUGUUUGUGAAUCCGAUGUACGGCCGCGACAUAAGCACGUUGGCGCAGCUGGACGAGAGUGAAAUGGCCAUUCCGGUGAAGUACCGGGGCUUCCUGGACGACGUUUUCGCUGUGAACUACAGCACCCGGAUGGAUUCACUGCGGCGUCGCAUGGUGCACCUACCAGUACAGGAGUCGAUGCUGACACGCGUCGCCCGGCUCGGCAAUAUUGCCACGGUUACGCGCAAAUCAUCACUGGACCUGGACAACGCAGUCUAUAUGGCAACGCGACAGCUACACCUCAUACCUGAAUGCCCGCGCACGUACAACCUGGCCUACGUGUUGCAGCGCCGGUCCGUGUUUGCCGAGUGCUUCAACCGGGUACUACUGCGUAUGGUUGGCGGUGGCUUGGUUCAGCACUGGAUCGACCAGAUGCGCUACGAGUGGACGCUCCGGAACUGGCGCGUCGUCCAAAGUAUGGUGGAAUCCAACUUCAAGGUACUCACCGUGCUGGACAUGCAAUUCGCCUUCUACGUGCUUACGAUCGGCUUAUCAUUUGCACUCUUUGCCAUCGCCGCCGAGUUACUCCACCAUCACUACUACUAG